Messenger RNA from Penicillium concentricum, 2508 nucleotides. RefSeq names its product SAM and PH domain-containing protein. Bases 1 to 2508 code for a protein of 835 amino acids. NCBI's taxonomy places the organism in Eukaryota, Fungi, Ascomycota, Eurotiomycetes, Eurotiales, Aspergillaceae. The transcript is spliced from 3 exons. The record is from RefSeq and is a predicted model, not a curated record. Gene Ontology annotation, molecular function: protein binding.
AUGGAGGCCCAAUAUGCAUAUGACAUGAGGUACAUAGUGAACCGGAAAGAGGAAUCCUUACCACUUUUCCCGCCUAAGACCGCAAUCUAUCGGCCAUAUUCGGAGGUGACAGAGAUCUUUGAGGAGGAUGGAUACCGUGGCUACUCAGAUAACUCACCCAUGAGAAGUGUGGCUUCUUUUGGAACUGGAAGCAUAUCCACAGCCUCGACCCCAGACAAUGUUGCAACCCCCGACUCGACUGGACUGACAGCAUUUGAUUUUCACAUCGAUGAAAAUGAUAUCCGAGGCCCGAGCGGUCCUCAUUUGUUCUGGUCAUCUACAGACUCUGACCAGAACUCGGUCAUAGACAUGAAUCCAAUGGUCGAACAAACGCCCAUUGCUACCACGGGUCCUUAUCAUCACAGAGCCUCGAAGUUCGACCCUUUCCGAAGGGAUACACCCGUUCCGAAUCGCUCGAAUCCAACCCCCGAGCCCCAGCAUUUCCAACCCACACCCUUUGCUAGGCAGGCUGUACAAUCUAGUCAAAUGACUAUGCCUCAAGAUUGGACACCUUUAGAGGUUGUGGAAUGGAUGCAAGGCCUUGGUUUGGAAGAUGACAUCGUGAAUACAUUUUUGGCCAAUGACAUCUCCGGCUCUAUUUUGCUGGAACUUCAAAACGAAGACCUCAAGGAGCUCGAGAUCGCGUCUUUUGGAAAGCGACGCAAAGUGAUGGGUUACAUCAAGAACCUUAGAGGUAGCAGCGUGUUCUCUGACACGGACACAUCUUCACGCACAGACACUGCUUCUUCGCAUACAUACACUACUUCUUUGCGCUCGCGCAAUUCGAGUAUCACGAGCGAUGUCGCGUCUACUCAAAAUACAUCAGUGAUGUCAGGCAACACCCUGAGAUCCUGCUACCCUACCGAUGAAGAGCCAAAUAAUUUGAAGCAUUGGUCUCGCCCCCAAAACUAUGAUAAUGAUGUCUACAAGAGAACUGACCUCGUUCCUGAUGAUUCUGUCUCCAUUGUUGCCAUCGAGCAGGUUCUGCCUAGACCGCACAAGUGCAAAAAGGGAGAAGAUUGUCACAAGUGGCAGAAGCAACAAGAUAUGCUUGCUCGGCUCGCUGAUGAUCUGCCAUUCGAGCAUUUCGGCUCUCGCCGUAUUGUCGCGGGAGACCCUGGAAACCCGAAUACAGCCCCAAACCUACUCAGGUCUCCCAAGUCCGAGCUUACCCCAUCGCUCACCGCAUCCUCUGAUAUAAUGGGGCCCGGUAAGCUCUCUGCCUUCCAGCUUUCCCAAGAAAAGCUGAGAGAGGUAAAACCUAGGGAUCCCCAGGAGAAUGUCAGAAACUUCCUGAACUUCCAGAGCCUCGACCGAUUGCAGACAGACAAUCAGCCUGCAACUCCCCCGAGAGAAUUUGCCUCGUUCUCCGAACCAGAGUCUUGUGAUUCAGCAAAAAUUACACCCACACUUUCUGAACAUCUUCGGCACCUGCCCAGGCUCAGAAUUCCCAGCAUGCACGAUUCCAGUGACGGGUCUGUGUUUACUGAGUCUGUCUUUACUACUGAAAAUACGUCGGCCAUACGUACUGUCACUCCUUCUAUCCUGUCAAGAAGGAAUCAAUUCAACGACCGGACCGCUGUACCUGGCGGACAACAGUCCAUCGCCCGUGAGGUAGCACCCUCUCCAGCAGACUACUACCGAGUCGAUCCUUACUAUCGGUCGGAAACCCCACUUUCAGACGUGGAUGUCCCAAUUACUGCAGUUCCAAUUGGACCCGUAUCACGAGAGGACUCGCAGUCAGUACCCCCAAAUAUGCGCUUCGGCAACAGCAGAUUCGUAACCGAGGAGCCAAUUGCUCGGCCAUCCUCAACUAUGGUAGAAAGCCAUCGGCGAUGCCCUUCUAUUCAAGGUGUCACCACACUGAUUCCGCUCAAAGAGGAAUAUGCCAUGAGUCCAAUUGAAACCCCGGACGAUUUACAAAGAACACCCCGUGCACCUCAAUUCCGCAAUAACACCUUGUUCCCUUCAACCAGACGUGGACAGGAUGACGUUACUCACAGUGGGUGGAUGAAGAAGCGCAAAACUACCAAAUUGCUGCGCCAUGACUGGGACAAUCGUCAUUUCACGCUGAAGGGUACACAACUCUCCAUGCAUGAGGACCUUGCGUCUGCUCAUCGAGAUUCAAAGGCUCUGGAGCAUAUCGAUGUCGACGACUUCGCAGUUGCCUGUUCUUCAAAUGCCUCGAAGUCCAAGUUGACAGCAGCAUUCAAAAAAGCUGUCCUCAAGCGCAAUGAUAACUCACAGGAUGUGUCGGCCUUUGCCUUCUCUCUAGUUCCCACGCCCAAUGGCAGCGGUUUUGUCGAUCGCAAGACCAUGUUUUUAAACAGUGGCAAGUCACACCACUUUGCUGUCAAUACCCGCGACGAGCGUAUUGAUUGGAUGCGAGAGCUUAUGCUGGCCAAAGCUCUCAAGCGUGGUCGAGACAGUGGUGCUGAGCUCACCUUCAAUGGGGCCAAUAUGAUAUGA